Molecule: messenger RNA, 3398 nt
Organism: Camellia sinensis
Lineage: Eukaryota; Viridiplantae; Streptophyta; Magnoliopsida; Ericales; Theaceae
Product: receptor kinase-like protein Xa21
Biological process (GO): protein phosphorylation
Molecular function (GO): protein kinase activity; ATP binding; protein binding
Source: RefSeq, a predicted model, not a curated record
UUUCCCAGAGCCGGCCAUGAAAGAUACUUGGCAUAAAAGCAAUCCACCAAAACACAGUCAUACAUUUUCUUUGCUCAAUGGGGCUUCGAAGCUUAAGCUUGAGCAUGUCAUGCUUAGUUCACAAUUUGCAUAUUCAUCUAAUACUCUUAUGUUGUUUGAGCAUUCUAAACUCUGGCUUUACUACUACCAUAUCCCGCUCCCGGCUAAUGGGGAACGAGACGGACCGACUUUCACUGUUGGCAAUCAAGGCCAAAAUAGUUGAUGAUCCACUCCAUGUUUUGAGCUCCUGGAAUGAUUCCAUCCACUUCUGCCAAUGGCAGGGCAUUAUCUGCGGCCGCAGGCAUCAGAGGGUCAUUGCCUUGGACUUACAGUCCCGGGAACUGGUGGGAUCAAUAUCACCACACCUUGGGAAUUUAAGCUUUCUGAGAGAAUUACAGCUUCAGAACAAUAGCUUUGGCAAUGAAAUUCCCCCCGACAUUGGCCGUUUGCCAAGGCUGAAGAUUUUGCUGCUGAACAACAACUCAGUUGGUGGCCGAAUUCCUGUCAAUUUAUCUCGUUGUGCUAACCUAAUUUCCUUGGAUUUUUCUUACAAUGGGCUGGUGGAAGAAGUUCCUGUGGAACUUGGAUCCUUGUCAAAGCUCAAGACAGUAAUUUUAAGCAACAACAAUCUUACAGGGAGUAUAUCUCCUUUCGCGAAUUUGUCAUCUCUUUUCAUAUUGUUUUUAGCCAACAACUACUUUGACGGAAGCAUUCCUGAUGGUUUUGGUCGAUUAAAGAAUCUUCAGGAGCUCGAACUCGGCAUCAACAGGUUGUCCGGCACCAUCCCUCCUUCGCUCUUCAACCACUCUUCUCUCACAGCGUUUGAUGUCACUAUUAACCAAAUCCAGGGAAGUCUUCCCUGGGACUUGGGCAUCACUCUUCCCAAUCUUGAAUUCUUCAACAUUGGUCAUAACCAUUUUACAGGAUCAAUUCCGGUUUCAAUAUCAAAUGCAUCUAAACUCCAUCAACUAUUUCUGCUUCAAAACAAACUUACUGGAAAGGUUCCUAAUUUAGAGAGGCUGCAAAACCUCCGGUGGCUAUGCAUUUGGGACAAUCAGCUUGGAUCUGGGGAAGCUGAUGACUUGAGCUUUAAGUUCUCUUUGAUCAAUGCUACCAAUUUACAGCGUUUGGAAGUGAGUAUGAACAAUUUUGGCGGCAAGUUGCCAGAAUACAUCGGUAAUCUCUCGAGAAACCUUGAAUAUUUGUUUGUAGACCACAAUCAGAUAUUCGGAAGCAUUCCACCCGGGAUUGCAAAUCUUGUUGGCUUGCAGAGUUUGCUUAUGCAGGUUAAUCAACUCACUGGUACUAUUCCAAGUGGGAUUGGAAAGCUUCAAAAUCUACACCUAUUGAAUCUCAUCAAAAAUUCAUUGUCUGGUAACAUUCCAUCUUCCCUAGGAAAUCUGAGUUUGUUAAUUGGACUUAUGUUAGAAAGUAAUAAUUUUCAGGGAAACAUUCCUCCGAGCCUAGGGAAUUGUAGAACCUUGCAAUUUUUGUUUCUUUCUCAAAACAACCUUAAUGGUACCAUACCAAAACAAGUUGUUUCUAUCUCAUCCUUAUCUAUGUAUCUAGACCUAUCCCAAAACCAAUUGAGUGGUUCUCUUCCCAUGGAAGUUGCAAAGUUGAUAAACCUUGGUUACUUGGAUGUCUCUAAGAACCUGUUAUCAGGUGAAAUUCCGAGCACUCUGAGUAGCUGCACAAGCCUGGAAACGCUACGUUUGGGGAACAACUUUUUCAACGGAACCAUUCCUUCUUCUUUGAGUUUCUUGAGAGGCCUUAGUGAGUUGGAUCUCGCGAAUAAUAGCUUGUCUGGUGAAAUUCCAGCGUACUUGGAGAGCUUUAUUUUGUUGCAAAAUUUGAAUCUGUCUUUUAAUAAUUUUGAAGGUGUAGUACCAACACAAGGUGUAUUCAGUAAUGCAAGUGCAAUAUCAGUGGUGGGAAACAGUAAGCUCUGUGGGGGUGUAGUUGAAUUGAAGCUACCUAAAUGCAACUUCCAAGUGGAUGAAAAGAGGAGAUCAAACAGUGCCUUAACUUUAGCACUGUCUAUACCCUUUGGGCUUGUAGGACUAGCUCUUCUGGGCUAUGUUCUGUAUCUUUUCCGGUUUAGAAAGAGAAGAAAAGAUAUUCCUUCAGAUUCAAUAAAAAAUUCACUCUUGAGGGUGUCUUACCAAACUCUUGUUAAAGCCACUGAUGGCUUCUCAUCAUUCAAUUUAAUCGGUGUUGGUAGUUUCGGGUCUGUGUACAAAGGAGUUAUUGAUGGAAGAAUUGUCGCUAUAAAAGUACUCAACCUUUUGAGACAUGGAGCUUCGAAGAGUUUUGUAUCCGAAUGUGAGGCCCUAAGAAACAUCAGACAUCGGAAUCUUGUCAAGGUGCUAACGGCAUGUUCGACGGUAGAUUAUCAGGGUCAUGACUUCAAGGCCUUGGUUUAUGAAUUCAUGGUCAAUGGGAGCCUCGAGGAGUGGUUACAUCCAACUUGUAAUGAAGAUUUGUCAAAUGAAGAGUUUAGGAAGUUAAAUCUUUUUCAAAGACUAAAUAUUGUCAUUGAUAUUGUUUGUGCACUAAAUUAUCUUCAUAACCAUGGUCAAACACCAAUAAUUCACUGCGAUCUUAAGCCAAGCAACAUUCUUCUGGACAAAGAUAUGACUGGGCAUGUUGGUGAUUUUGGGAUAGUGAAAUUCCUUGCAGACCAUGCCACCCAUGACUUGUCUGCAAAUGAAACAAGCUCUAUUGGCAUAAGGGGAACAAUAGGUUAUGUUGCUCCAGAGUAUGCUAUGGGAAGUGAGGUCUCAACAUAUGGUGAUAUCUAUAGUUUUGGCAUUCUCGUGUUAGAAAUGUUUACUGGGAAGAGACCCACCAAUGAAAUGUUUAAAGAUGGUUUAAGCCUCCAUAGCUUUGUAAAUAAGGCUUUGCCUGACAGUGUAUUGAAGAUUUCAGACCCAAUACUUUUGCAGACCAAAGAAGAAGAAGAAACUUUCAUACGGAGUGAAAAGAUUGUGGAGUGCUUGAGUUGGAUACUUGAAAUUGGAGUCAAUUGUUCUUCAGAACUGCCUAGAGAAAGAAUGUGCAUUAAUGAUGUUUUAGCUAAAUUGCAUUUCAUCAAAGACACUCUUUUAGGAUCUGAAAUAAGUUGAAAGAGAUGGAUUUAUGAGGUAAUAGCCUUACUUCCACAUUGUUUGAGCCAACUCUACAUUUGGUACAUUUAGUGAAAAGUAAUGUUACCUAUUCAAAAAAAUUGUGAGCAUUUGAGAUGUGUUGAUCUGAUUGAUUUUGGUUGUGAUUCAUAUUACACCGAGUUUAAAUCUACAUUACAAGUUCAAAAUUUAUAUAUGUUCUUAAUAUUUUUUCUUAAUGUAUAACAUCAA